GAGGUGGAGAUUGGAGGAGAGAAGGAACGACGGAGACGGAGAGGAAUGGGGAGGGUCUUACGACCAGGAUGGUGUAAGGACAGGGGCGAGAGACUGGCCAGGAGAGAGAGAGAAAGCUAAACCUGAACCUGAACCUGCCAGUCUCCAGAGCCAGACAGACCACUCUCUCUGACCAAGCUAGGACGUUCCAACCAGAGGAGAACAAUGGCCUUCCUACCCCCUCACUGUACCCCCCUCUUGGGCUUGUGGCUGGCUCUGUGUGUCCUCCUGGUCCGGGAGGUCCAUGGAGAAGACCCCACUAGUCAUCAGAUUGGCGGUGGUGGCGGGGGCUCCCAGUGCGGGGACUACAGUAACCAGGUGAUGGAGGAUGGGAUGUGCCGUCUGGUGGCCACCCUGCCCCAGACCGAGGACCAGCGCUGUCCAGACAUGUUCCGUUGCACAGACGAAGUCUCCUAUUGGCUGCAUGAGAACGAGGAGAGGAAACAGCAGAUUCUGUCUCUGAGGGAGACCAUCUCAGAGCUUCAGGAGGAGCUGAGGAACCACAGGCACCGCGUCAAGGUUCUGGAGCUGCAGAGCGAGGAGAAGACCCGUAUUAACUCAUCCUUGGAGCAUCGUUUCCAUGAAUUGGAGACACACUAUGCCGAGGCCACCACACUAGUGCACUUACAAGGGACCCUCAUCUACGACCUUCAGGCCCAGAUCCAUAACCUGUCUCGGCUGGUAGAGAGUGUACGGAGGAACCCUGGCUGUAUGAUCAACAUUGUCGGUACCAGCCCUCAGAUGAGUUCAGAGGAGGCCCUGCAUCCAGAGGUACAGCAUGUGAGGAACUGUCCUAUAGAUUGUGCGUCUAUCUACUAUAACGGUGUGAGGCGCUCUGGUCUGUACACGGUGGUGCCUUCACUGGGGGUUAUGCCUGUCGAGGUUUACUGUGACAUGGAGACAGAGGGUGGUGGCUGGACGAUGCUCCAGCGGCGUGUGGAUGGCUCUGUGACCUUUGACCGGAGCUGGAGGGAGUAUAAGGACGGGUUUGGUGAUAUGCAUUCUGAGUUCUGGCUGGGUAACGACCACAUCCAUGACCUGACCAGCCAGGGAGACUAUAGCCUCAGGAUUGACCUAGAGGACUGGAGCAACAAGCACAAACACGCCCUCUACCAGAGCUUCAGUGUGGAUGGGGAGGACAGCCAGUACUGUCUCCAUGUGUCUGGGUUCAGUGGGACGACGGAGGACUCAUUCAGCUGGUACCAUGACAAGCAGGGCUUCAGCACCCCCGACACUGGCAACAUCUGUGCUGAGAUAUCCCAUGGAGGCUGGUGGUACAACCAGUGCUUCUACGCCAACCUCAACGGAGUCUACUACAGAGGAGGCCGGUAUUCCCCCAAGGGGAAGAACCCUCUAGGACCAGACGGAAUCGUGUGGUAUUCCUGGAAGGACUCGGACUACUACUCUCUAAGGAAAGUCAGUAUGAUGAUCCGCCCACGUACCUUCCGCCCACGCAUGUCGCCCUGAGAAACCACCGCAUGGCCAUGACAACCACCCCCUGAUGACGGUCAGGCUCCAUAAUGGCUCGUCUGAUCUGAUGACAUCACCACAGACGUACAUGCUCCACACUUUUACAGUGAAAUGUGCAGUAAACCUUACUCACCGGUCUGGAGAUGGAUUUUCAGUGUGUGCACAUAUUUUUGAAUGUGUGUGGAUAUAUGUUUGCAUAAUGUUUAAAUUUGCAUAUGUGGCCAUGCCACCAAUAAGCCUGACAGGCACAGGAGGCUGGUGAGGUGAGGACGGCUCAUAAUAAUGUCUGGAAUAGAGUGAAAGGAAUAUUAUCAAACACAUGGAAACCACGUUUGAUACCAUUCAAUUUAUUCCGUUCCAACCAUUACUGAGUCCAUCCUCCCAAAUGAAGGUGCCACCAGCCACCUGUGCUCAGUGAGAAGCUCAAUCCUGGAUACUGUGGCAUGUUGUACUAAAGUCUUCUGACCAAUACAGACACAGGAACAGAUAUUGUCCAGUGAACUCUGAGAAACAAGUAUUGAAUGGAAGGGGUGGCACACGUCGAGAAGUCCUUUGUGUGUGUGUUGACCUGUCUAGAAGAUGGCUGGAGUUACAUAGAUUCCACAGUCCUGUACUAUAAUAACAUGACUGUGCCAAACUAACAGCCUAUUGCUGGAGGGAUGAAGGGGAACUUCCCUCCUAUAGAUCCACAGUCAGGUGGACAAUAUACUAUACAGUACAUAAAAUGCUAUAUAUUAUACCAUACAUAAUAUAUAGAAGAGAAAAGACACUGUUUAAACUGCAAUGUGUGUUAGUGUAAAGACUAAGGGCUGAAUCCCAGCUAGAAAAACACAAAACUCAGAUGAAUGUAAAUAUAACAUUCUUACAUUUUAGCAGAUGCUCUUAACCAGACUGACUUAAAGGAGCAAUUAGGGUUAAGUACCUUGCUCACGGGCACAGACAGAUUUUUCACCUUGUCGGCUUGGGGAUUCAAACCAGCGAACUUUCGGUUAUUGGCCCAACACUAUUAACCACUAGGCUAACUGCCGCUGUUCUUAAACUGCAGUUAGCGUUCAAACACAAGGAAGUGUGGGUGUUUACGGCCUUGUGUGCAGAUUGACAUAUUUACCUAUUUGUGUGUGUAGAUUGAGAUACACUACAUGACCAAAAGUAUGUGGACACCUACUUGUCGAACAUCUCAUUC
This is a messenger RNA of Oncorhynchus mykiss (rainbow trout), 2692 nucleotides long. Its product is annotated as techylectin-5B. Gene Ontology annotation, cellular component: fibrinogen complex. NCBI's taxonomy places the organism in Eukaryota, Metazoa, Chordata, Actinopteri, Salmoniformes, Salmonidae. The record is from RefSeq and is a predicted model, not a curated record. Gene Ontology annotation, molecular function: extracellular matrix structural constituent; protein-macromolecule adaptor activity. Gene Ontology annotation, biological process: positive regulation of heterotypic cell-cell adhesion; fibrinolysis; platelet aggregation.